AUGGGAAGCAGGGGUCCGCUGGGGCGGAAUGUGGGCGGGACAGAUGGCCGGAUCCCGGGGGAGAGACGCUCAGGGGCACUGGAUGAGGUUGGGCCGCCUCCCUGGUUUCCAAGACGUGGGGACAGGGAGGUGGGGUCGGGAGGAAACUGCGGUGGGGGUGGGGUGGGGGAAGAGCCCCCAUGUGGGAAACACUGCCUCGGUUUUCUCGUGAGAGAGGCCUGGGAAGAAAGGGGGGAGGGGCUCUUCCAUCACCCUGGACCCCUGAUAACCCUCACCCUUGGGCUCCCCUUCUUCCCACCCACCCCCACUGCCACAGUGAGCCGGGGCGAGCGCAGCCACAUCCCAUCUCAGACUGUGAAGAAACUGCUGGAGGCUCAGAGGCGGCGGAGGCAAUCUGGCACCAACUACCAGCCUCAGGGACAAGUCCCUGCGACCUCUGCAAAUGAGACAGAACCAGGUGAGCCCGCAAACGAAGGAUCGAACUCACUUUCUAGUCUCCCCCACCCCGAGCAUCCCGGCUCCCAGCCCCGCGGCCCCGAGUCUCUCUUUGUGGCUGACCCCUCGUACCCUGCAGGUCUUGGCCCGUUCCCAGGGGCCCCGGAAGUUCAGGUGGCUGGCCUUGGGGCCCCGUCUGCUCCCCUAGCCCAGGCCCCAGGGUGGGACCUGGAAGCCCAUGGCUUGUACCCCGACUGCCACUACCAUUGCGCAGCCUCUACCGAAGCCUUCUUCACCCCUGGCCUCUUCACAGCCACGGAGCCUGGAGGGCUGCCUUCCUUCCCUCCCCUCCUGGAGGGCCCUGUGGAUGCCACUGGACUCUAUGUGGAGACAAGCCCUCCUCCAGCUGGCCCCUGGGGGGCCCCAGGGCCCCCUCAGCUCCUGGCUCCACAUGGGGCUUCCCUGGAUACAGCUCGGGCUGAGGUUCAAGCCCUGGGGCUGCAACGGCUACUGACUCAGGACGAGGAGGGGGACACACUCCUUCACCUGUUUGCUGCCCAAGGCCUACGCUGGUCAGCCUAUGCCGCAGCGGAGGUCCUGCAGGGCUGUGGACAGCUGGACAUUCAGGAACACCAAGGAAAGACACCACUCCUGGUGGCUGCCACAGCCAACCAGCCACUGAUUGUCCAGGACCUGCUAACCCUGGGAGCGGACCCCAAUGCUACUGACCACCGUGGCCGUACCAUCCUCCACCUGGCGGCCACUUAUGGCCUGCCCGGGGUCCUCACGGCUGUGUUUAACUCAGGCAUUCAGGUGGACAUGGAGACCAGGGAUUUUGAGGGCUUCAGCCCUCUGCAUGUUGCUGUUCUCUCCCUCAAUGAGGCCACCCAACAGCCAGCUUGCGGCUCCAGGACAAUGACUGUCCCAGCACGGGACAGACUGGCCUGUGUCCAGAUGCUGUUACAGAUGGGGGCUGACCAUACCAGCCAGGAAUUCAAGAGCAGUAAGACUGUUCUGCACCUGGCUGUCCAGAGUGGCAAUGUCUCCCUCGUCCAGAUGUUGCUGGACCUGCCAAAUGGGGAUCCCAGGGCCUUUGUGAACAUGAAGGCCCACGGGAACACAGCCUUGCACAUGGCAGCUGCCCUGCCCCCAGGAUUUCCACAGGAGCCCAUCAUUCGUGGGCUCCUGGCAGCUGGGGCAGAUCCUGCCCUGCGAAAUCUGGAGAAUGAGCAGCCUGCACACCUGCUGGGACCUGGACCAGCCUCGGAGGCACUUCGGCAGCUGUUGAAGAGAAGCCGGACCCUCCCUCUGGCCUCAUCCUCGUAGGACUCAAGGCCCACUACCUGGACUGAUUCUUCAGUCCACAUCUGUUCAACCUUCCUGUCCCUGAGGGACAACCAAGCGUAUGCUGAUGUAUGCAAAUCUAUGAUAAUUUAUUUGGAUCCUUAUCCAACACUCUCCCCACCCCUCUACCCCGGGGAGUCUUACAUUAAAACUCCUGUGAUGUCCACUGACCCUGGGGGGAGGUGUCAUGGACAGGGAAGCUGGGGGGGAGGGGGAGCUUGUGAUGAUUUCUGUGAAAUUGAAAGCCCCCCUGAACUUGUUUCUGUGAAACAGAUUUAGCCCCAGACAUUCCAUCCAACCCUCCAACCCUUCGAUUAAAUUCGAUUUGGAUCCCGUA
Phascolarctos cinereus (koala) is the source of this 2116-nucleotide messenger RNA. The record is from RefSeq and is a predicted model, not a curated record. Lineage: Eukaryota; Metazoa; Chordata; Mammalia; Diprotodontia; Phascolarctidae.